GUCACAGGUCAGUGUUUACAUCAGCUGCUUCAGUUGUUGGCACAGUCGGCACCAUGGAUCACAUGCUACCAUCCCCGGGGUUCAGCAUACCCAGCAUUGGGACACCUCUGGCUCCUGCUGGAGAGGAGGAAAUGAUCCUACCAUCAGCUCAGCAGCAGCAACAGCAACAGUCAGCACAGCAACACAACCAGCAGCAACAGUCACAACAGCAAGGGCAGCAGCAACAGGGACAACAGGCUUACAGUGGUGGUUUCACUCCUCAUAGUAUGAUGCAGCCUCAUACCCCGAGUAUGAUGUCACCUGUAGUAGGUGGUGGAUCACAAGUAGGUGCUGGCAUGUUUGGGUCUGCUACAGGACCUUCUACACCAGUUGGAGGCCCCAUGACCCCCAUGACUCCACAUUCCAAUGAUCCAGCCAUCAUACCACAAUUACAAAACAUUGUUUCAACAGUCAACUUAAACUGUAAACUGGACCUUAAGAAAAUAGCUCUUCACGCUCGUAAUGCAGAAUACAACCCAAAGCGGUUUGCCGCUGUAAUCAUGAGAAUUCGUGAACCCCGUACAACGGCACUUAUAUUUUCCUCUGGAAAAAUGGUGUGUACUGGAGCAAAGAGUGAAGACGACUCCCGAUUAGCUGCAAGAAAAUAUGCUCGAAUUGUACAGAAAUUGGGCUUUCCUGCAAAGUUCCUGGAGUUCAAGAUCCAAAACAUGGUGGGCAGUUGUGAUGUGAAAUUUCCCAUCAGACUGGAAGGCCUUGUUCUAACACACAGUCAGUUCAGUAGUUAUGAGCCUGAAUUGUUUCCGGGUCUUAUCUACCGCAUGGUGAAACCUCGUAUUGUACUUCUUAUAUUUGUAUCUGGCAAAGUUGUACUUACAGGUGCAAAAGUGAGAGGUCAGAUAUAUGCUUUUGACAAUAUAUACCCUAUUUUAAAAAGCUUCAAGAAACAAUGA
This is a messenger RNA of Cherax quadricarinatus, 950 nucleotides long. The record is from RefSeq and is a predicted model, not a curated record. Lineage: Eukaryota; Metazoa; Arthropoda; Malacostraca; Decapoda; Parastacidae.